AUGGCCGGUCCCGGUGGUGGUCCUCCUCGUCGGAGCCACACCAAGUCCCGGAAGGGAUGUGAAUCUUGCAAGCGCCGCCACAUCAGAUGUGAUGAAAGCUUCCCUCAAUGCCGCAACUGCACCAAGCACAAGGUCCGCUGCCCGUACAACGACAUCACUCAGCCUGAUGAGAGGUCUUGCUCGCCUGACAAGCCCGACCUCAUGUGGACCCCUCAGAUUGAGGAGGAGAUCAACCAGUGGAAGGUUACCGGGGUGUUCCCAUUCCCGCACAUCUAUCCUGCACCGACACCCUGUGACUUGACUCUGGACCAGCUCAGGCUGAUCCACCAUGUUGCGUCCAUCAGCGAGCAGAUGGAGAGCCUCAAUGCCAAUGGCUUCACGCUUUGGACGCGGCGGAUUCCCACAAUCAUCCAGAUCGGUGCUACCUACGACUAUGUCUUGCAUGCGCUGCUGGCGUUUUCCGCCACGCACCUUGCGCACCUGACCGACUGCCCAUUGGUGGGCAACAUGGCCUACGAGCACCGGGGCAUUGCGCUGAACCGCCUUCAGGAAGCCAUCGGCUGCUUCUCGAGGGAGAACUCCGACGCCAUCCUGGCGGCUUCGCUCGUGCUGUCGUGGCAAGCUACGGAUUGGAAGAGCUGGACCGAACUCAUGCAAGGAACCUCAACGAUUAUCGAUGCCAUGGAAUCCUGGAAACACGAGUCCCUUUUUGGCGACUUCAUCGCCGAGAGCAGCACGUUCCCUACCGGCCCUCCGUCGCCCACCCCGGACCACCAGCCCAGCCAGCCAUGCGCUGCCGACAUGGACAGUUACCAGCGGACUCUGAAGCAGCUGCAGAAGCUCGAGCACCAUCUGAAGCAGAGCCAUGAGAGCCCCAAGCCCAUCACGCAGCUCAUUGCCUUCAUGAAGGGCUCUCGCAAGAUCGUCUUAACCCAGCCUUUGCACCAGCAGUUUGAGCGCCUUAGGGCGUUGCGCACCUGGCUGUUCUGGCUUCCUGUCGAUAUGCUGCAGCAGAGCAGUUGCUCCCCCAACUCGUUGGUCGUGAUUGCUCACUACUACACGGCCGCUUUGCUGAUGGAGCGUCUUUUCCCCGACAUUGGUGCAGCCUACUUUGGAAGCCUUACCGUCAAGCCUAUCGAGGAAAUCCAUCAACGUCUCAGCUGCUCGGAGAGGGGCCAGACCUCUCUCAGUUUCAUGGAUCACCCCCUCGGCACAGUCUACGAGUUCCGCUCCCGCAUGGGUUGGGCCCAUCCUGUUGACACGCCCGCAUUCCAUCAGUACACGGCGCCGCCCUUCUACAUGAACGACGGUUCACCGGCCAUGGUUCCCGCUGCUUCUCCAGAGUACUUCUAUGGAGACAGCGUGUCAUUCAGCUACAGCACCGAGGACCUGUCUGUUCCCAACAGCGCUGUCAGCCCUCUGCAGCUGUCAUCCCCGUUCCCUCACUCUGGCAACCAGCAGUAUCUUAACAUCCCUAGCCCCUACGGCGCCUACAGUCCCGUCUCGAGCGUCUAUGGCGACUUUGGCGACGCCGGCCACAGCGACUUCGAAGAUUCUGGAAACUGGACGGUCCCCUACUCAGCCGCCUCUCCCGUCAUGGGUCCUGCCAGCCACCGCUACAGUGUCGGGUUCGUUUCUUCUCCAAUCCAGUCCACGUGGGCCUAG
Messenger RNA from Podospora anserina S mat+, 1665 nucleotides. RefSeq lists its product as uncharacterized. Bases 1 to 1665 code for a protein of 554 amino acids. The record is from RefSeq and is a predicted model, not a curated record. Gene Ontology annotation, biological process: regulation of transcription by RNA polymerase II. Lineage: Eukaryota; Fungi; Ascomycota; Sordariomycetes; Sordariales; Podosporaceae. The transcript has 6 exons. Gene Ontology annotation, molecular function: DNA-binding transcription factor activity, RNA polymerase II-specific; zinc ion binding.